AGGUUCUCAUCUCUCUAGCCGUGGGUUCAUCAUAUCCUUGACUGCAACAAAGUCGCCCACCAACCAUAAGAACCUGUAGCUGCUGCUGCGCAAAGGGGAGGUGUCUUUGCAGCCAUGGCGUCGUCGUCCCCGUUGCUGCAAGCCUACGGUGGCGGCGAGAAGGGAGGGCCGUGGUGGAGGAGGCUGAUCGAUGUGGGAGAGGCCAAGGCGCAGCUCCUCUUCGCCUUCCCCAUGAUCCUCACCAACGUCUCCUACUACGCCAUCACCCUCAUCUCCGUCAUGUUCGCCGGCCAUCUCGGCGACGUCGAGCUCGCCGGCGCCACCCUCGGCAACUCCUGGGGCACCGUCACCGGAUUAGCCCUCAUGACUGGGUUGAGUGGGGCACUGGAGACACUCUGUGGUCAAGGAUAUGGUGCCAAGUUGUACCGAAUGCUUGGAAUCUACUUGCAGUCGUCGGUCCUCAUAUCCACCUUCUUCUCCAUCUUCAUCUCCAUCCUGUGGUGGUACUCAGAAUCCAUACUGAUCUGGCUGCAUCAGGAGCCCCAAGUGGCCAGGAUGGCCGCACUUUACCUCAGGUAUCUGAUUCCAGGCCUCUUCGCGUACGGUUCCCUGCAAUGCAUGCUGAGGUUUCUCCAGACCCAAACCGUGGUGAUUCCCCUGGUCGUGUGCUCCGUGGUUCCACUGGUCGUCCAUGUCGCCUUGACCUACGUCACAGUCCAUGUCCUCGGCCUUGGGUUCAAAGGCACAGCGCUCUCCGGAUCGAUAUCGUUGUGGAUAUCUUUCUUGAUGUUGGCACUCUACGUGAGGUACUCUGAUAAGUUCAGAUACACUUGGGAAGGUUUCUCUGCGGAGGCAUUUCAUCAAGUGUUGCCUUGCAUGAAGUUAGCCGUUCCCUCAGCUGUGAUGGUGUGCUUCGAGUACUGGGCGUUUGAGAUUUUGGUUCUGCUCGCCGGCCUCUUGCCGAACUCGGAACUGAGCACUUCACUGAUCGCCAUGUGCGUGAAUACGGAAGCAAUUGCGUUCAUGGUCACUUACGGAUUCAGCGCAGCUGUGAGCACACGGGUGUCGAACGAGAUCGGUGCCGGGAACAUCGAGAAGGCAAAGAACGCUGUCUCUGUGACGCUGAAGCUUGCUGUGUUUCUUGGGAUCACGAUCGUCCUCGUACUGGCCUUCGGCCAUAAUCUGUGGGCAAGCCUUUUCAGCAGCAGCCAUGAGAUCAUACGGGCAUUUGCUUACAUGACUCCCCUGCUCACAGUCUCUAUAGUUCUGGACUCAGCUCAAGGAGUCUUGUCAGGAGUCGCGAGAGGCUGCGGUUGGCAGCACUUAGCAGCAUGGACUAACCUCGUAGCAUUUUAUGUGAUCGGCAUGCCAUUGGCACUUCUCUUCAGCUUCAAGUUGGGUUUCCAUGAUAAGGGAUUAUGGCUAGGAUUGAUCUGUGGCCUCUUCUGCCAGACCUGCACACUCGUAGUUCUCACUCUUCGCACAAAAUGGAACAGAGUGCAGCUCUCGGACAGGGAUGGAGAGAGUAAUGUGCUUGUUUAGGAUGACCAGCAAUGAACUCAGAACAGUUCAUGCUACAUAUUCAUAUCAGCGGAGUAUUUUUCCUAUUGUUUUUGGAGAAAGACUGGAUUUAUCUUCUUGCAACCUUGGAAUAUUUUUGUGUCUAAUCAUCCUUUGAUUCAGCAAAUGCAUGUUAUAUGUUAGUGCAGCAUAGGGAUAUCCUCAUCAAUUCCUAAAGUUACUUCUCAUGACAUGAUUGAUGUAUUGGAUUUUAAGAACAGAGGAACUUUCCAUAU
This is a messenger RNA of Musa acuminata subsp. malaccensis (wild Malaysian banana), 1796 nucleotides long. Its product is annotated as protein DETOXIFICATION 18. The record is from RefSeq and is a predicted model, not a curated record. Gene Ontology annotation, biological process: xenobiotic detoxification by transmembrane export across the plasma membrane. Gene Ontology annotation, molecular function: antiporter activity; xenobiotic transmembrane transporter activity. Lineage: Eukaryota; Viridiplantae; Streptophyta; Magnoliopsida; Zingiberales; Musaceae. Gene Ontology annotation, cellular component: membrane.